GACUGAAAGGUUGUUUAUACGACGUCAAACCCCAGUCAUACAUACAUAUUUACACACCUGGGUUCGGUGAAGGUCUACGUAAAGUUGUGUUCAAGGAACGUAACUCUGAAAGACAUUUAUUAAUGUAGAUUAGAGCGAGGCAACUUUAGAAUGCUUGACCGGAAGUCACUGGGCUAAAACAUCGGCUGCUUUUCGUUGUGUUGACAGUUUGAUGAUGGCCACCUUACACAACAGAAUACUUGGAUUGAGAUGAAAGGCAUAUUAUGUUAGCAAGAACUAUUUAUUUCAGACAUUUGAAUAUGGUGAUCGGUGUUGGUGGGUAUACCUGCUCUAUGCGCACACUGACAUCUGGACAAACAGCUACAGCUUUACGACCAUUCCUGUUUGCUGUUCACCCAGACCUCUUUGGACAGCAUCCAAGAAAACGGGCAGUGAAUGAAGAUUCCUUGAAGAAGCUGAAUGAGUAUGUGACAGCCCUUCAGGCAGGAAGACCGGUUAAGCCAGUGGAGGUUACGUUCCAUGUCAGAGCCUCUUCCGAGGAGGAUGAAACAGACCAAAGUCUCAGCAGUUCUGCUUUGCGUGAAAUUCGUCUGUCUUUGAAGUCCCAUGACUUGACUUUGGUUGUUAAGGAUAUCCUAAAGAGCUGUAACCUUCCACUGGAUUAUGUAAAUGAGGUUCAAUCUGACCUAUCGGACUCAAGCUUUUCUCGACCAAUUAAAUGGCAUCACACAUAUUACACGUAUACUGGAAAGGUGAACCCAGAACAAGCGAUUCGCAAAGCUCCAGGUCAGACUUUAAGAACAUGGCUACGGGUGAAUGCUGAGAGAGCUCGGGAUGGUCAGAGGGCCACUAAGCCUGUAAAGGAAGAGGUAGACAGAGUAUGCAGUGAACUUAAAGAGAAGAUUGGCUUGGCUGAAAUUCGCUGGGCCAGCCCAUGGGGUUUUAGGUUUUUUAGAGGCUGCCUCCGAAGUUUUGAGCAGAUUUACAAAGAACACCCUGAAAGGAUUAAUUCCAUGCUCAGAGGUAGAACGUUGGUGUUUAGUAAUUCAACAGGUUAUUGUCUCCAUGGUGAUGUCUUCCUUAGCAGUGAAGAUGUACCCACAGACUGGAUGAAGUUGAUUGCAUCUGUUCCUGCCUAUGACACAGUAUUAAGCAGAUUGCCUUAUAUGGAGGAUCAGCUGUCAGAGCUACUGAGUAACAUCCAGCUGAUACGACGACGACAUCAGAGAGAACUGGUGACUGCUCCUCAUUACGAGGUCAUGCUCAACAGACUGAUCAACUCACUGCGCAGAGCCCAGGAUAAUGUCACCGCCAAGUUCUUUGCUGAGGAUUUAUCUCAUUUAGAGCUUAUCAUUGACAGUGAAGAAGGUCCCCUGACACUGACUCCCAUGGGCCAGUUCAUUGUGCCAGCCUCACAGCCUGCCAGCCUGGUAAUAGACUUCAUAUCCAGCAACAAAACAGAAGCUGCUUAUAUACUGUCUGCAUUACCAGCGAGUCUUGAAAAGGAAUCAUCAGCAGUGAAUGAAUGUUUGGCUGAGUUGGAGCUGCAGUCUUUACUGAAGGAUGAAAAUAUCACAGCCUUACAGAUGGUGGAUUGUUGUGAACGGCUUCUUGAACAUUAUCUUGAAUUUGGCCAUGGGCUCAGGGAUGCCUGUUUAAAGAUUUCCCAUUACUACUCUGUGUUACAAGAUGGCCAAAUACUGAUUCCAUGGGACUGGAAAUUAGAAUCAGACUUCAGUUGAAAGUGUUACAUGUACAUAGAAAGAGGCUGAUUUGUCAUGUGUUAAACGAUGUAAAAUUUCGUCCAAAGCAGAUGAAUUCUGUAAAGCAAUACCUUUGGUAGUGGAAGUCACUUUUUUCCAAUGGGAUAUAACCCUACCUUCCAGUCAGUAGAACUCUCAGAAUGGGGCAAAUUGUUUAAAUAGGUUAUUUACCAUUUGUUGCUAUGUGAGUGGUGCUUAAUGCCAUAUGCAAAAGUACCCUGAAUGACCUUAAAUUUCAUCCAUGUCUAACUUGCCCAUUCUUACUGAUUCUGCGAGUUCUGUAGAGUUUUAUUGAGAAAGGUGUUUUGAUCUUUGCUUGGAACAUGGGAUGAUAUUGUACUGGAAAUUUGUAAGUUUCAGCACCAAAAGCAAUAUUUUAUGACAUUUAUUUGCCUAUAAAAAAGCACUUUUGUGGCUGAAAUAUUAGGUCAUUUAUGGGAUAUGUUCCUUACAUGACAGGGGUCAGGUUUAUAGGGGAAAGAAAUGAGGCAGACCUCUUAACUUAAAGCUGGACUGGCAUUGUGUGUGCAUGAUUAUUUAUACACAGACAUAAUUGUGGCAAUAAAAUUUUAUUGAUUAUUUGUAAUUAUUAUUUGUAAUAAUUAUUUAUUAUUAUUAUUUGAAACAGAAUAGUGAAGGAAUAUGUAUUUUUACUAGAAUAAAAUAUGGUGACUGGCUUACAAGCUGUUACAUAUAGAUACAUAUUCUCCUGUACAAUUUAGAACGUUGUAUAAUGAAGUGUUGAAAUAAUUUUUGAUAUUUAAUGAACACUUGGUCUGUAAGACUAGGCACAGAAAUCAGCUAUGCAAGCUCCUAUGAACUCAUAUACAUGUAUAUAGAUCAUGUAUCAGCAAAAAUGCUUUUGUUGAUAGACCGCAUCAUACAGUAUACACCCUGCCCCAACCCUGCAAAAAUUAACUCUUCCUUUUAUAAAUUGGUAACACCUGAAAAAUAUCUGUGACCAUGUAUUCAGUUGACUUUGAUAUAUUUAUAUCUAUUUUUUCUUUUUUUUUUUGAGAAAAUUUUUACAACACAUUGAUAAGCGUGAAUUUACUAUGUUCUGUCUUUACAAAGCUCAGUAGUGACAAAUAAAAUGAAAGAUGAUAGGUACAUGUUCUGAUAAUUUUGUAAGUAUUGGGCUGUUACAAACUUUCAGUGAUCUGAGAGACACCUGGAUCAGGGGCCUGUUUUACUAAGGUAUCACAAGAUGAGCCUGGCUGAGGAUCUCAGUAAUGAAGCUCACUUAUUUGUAAACUAUGAAUAUUAAAUCACAUGUUGAUUCCA
Messenger RNA from Liolophura sinensis, 3047 nucleotides. Its product is annotated as T-cell activation inhibitor, mitochondrial-like. NCBI's taxonomy places the organism in Eukaryota, Metazoa, Mollusca, Polyplacophora, Chitonida, Chitonidae. The record is from RefSeq and is a predicted model, not a curated record. Gene Ontology annotation, cellular component: mitochondrion.